Messenger RNA from Dryobates pubescens (Downy woodpecker), 645 nucleotides. RefSeq names its product phospholipase D family member 6 (gene PLD6). The transcript is spliced from 2 exons. The record is from RefSeq and is a predicted model, not a curated record. Bases 1 to 645 code for a protein of 214 amino acids. Gene Ontology annotation, biological process: piRNA processing. Gene Ontology annotation, molecular function: RNA endonuclease activity producing 5'-phosphomonoesters, hydrolytic mechanism. Gene Ontology annotation, cellular component: mitochondrion. Lineage: Eukaryota; Metazoa; Chordata; Aves; Piciformes; Picidae.
AUGCGCGGGGCGUGGGCAGGCCUGGCCGCGGCGGCGGCGGCGCUGGGCCUGGCGCUGGCGGUGUCGGUGUGGCGGCGGCGGCCCCGGCCCGUGCGGGAGGUUCUUUUCUUCCCCUCGCAGCUCGUCUGCACCGAGGCGCUGCUGGCCGAGGCGGCGGCGCCCGGCGCGGGGAGCCGGCCCUGCCCCUGCCCGCUGCCGCGGGGCGACUGCGCCCUCAGCCGCCUGCUGCGGCGCCUGCUCUCCGCCCGCCGCUCCCUCGAGCUGUGCCUCUUCGCCUUCUCCAGCCCGCAGCUGGCCUGCGCCGUCCAGCUCCUGCACCGGCGCGGGGUCCGGGUCCGCGUCGUCACCGACGCGCAGAGCAUGGCGAUGAAGGGCUCCCAGAUUGGCCUCCUGCGGCACGCCGGCAUCCAGGUACGCCACGACCAGGAGAGUGGUUACAUGCACCACAAGUUCGCCAUCGUGGACGGGAGGAUGCUGCUGACAGGCUCCCUCAACUGGACCACCCAGGCCAUCCAGAGCAACAGGGAGAACGUGCUGGUGCUGGAAGAUGAGGAGUACGUGAAGGCUUUUCUGGAUGAGUUUGAAAGGAUUUGGGAAGAGUUUGAUCCCAGAAACUACAGGUCUUUUCCCAAAGACAACAAAUGA